Magallana angulata is the source of this 8507-nucleotide messenger RNA. RefSeq names its product protein sidekick-2-like. Lineage: Eukaryota; Metazoa; Mollusca; Bivalvia; Ostreida; Ostreidae. Gene Ontology annotation, molecular function: protein binding. Bases 296 to 6826 code for a protein of 2176 amino acids. The record is from RefSeq and is a predicted model, not a curated record. The transcript has 34 exons.
CCGACAAUUAGUGCAAGAGUAUCAAAACUUACCUAUCGAAAAAUCAAUAUUUACCUGUAUCAAACGACGCUGUAUUAUUUCAUUAUUUUUUCACGCGGUAAAUUAUUAUUCUGGACCAAUAUUAAUGUCUUAAUUUCUGGAGUACUUUAGCUUUGUUUUUUGGAUCUUUCUUUGUGAAAAGUGAAAAGGUAACAACAUUGUCAUUUGUCGCAUCAAUAUGGCCGACGCGAACUUCCGAUUACAUUCAUUCCAACCGGUGGAGAAACUAUUCCGGUGAUUCUUCUUUUAUGGAUGUAUGUUUUUAAAUUUGAUUUAUAAGAGUUUCGAAUAUGAAGUCAAAAGUUUUGGUCUAAAAGUGAAAAUGGAAAAGAAACGUGCGGCCAACCUUCAAUUUGUCCUGUGGAUUGCCGUUUAUUUACAGUGUGUGAAAAGUGAAGAACCGCCAUUGUACUUCUCUCGAGAACCAGAGUGUGGAUCAGCGGUGGCAGAGAGAGGGGUCAAGAUAUUGACUUGUCAGUCAUACAGUAACCCUGCCCCCGCCUACCGCUGGCUAAGGGAGGGAACCUAUGUUAGCCAGGAGAGCCUUAGUGGAACCUUCAAAAUGUACAGCAUCAAUCGUACAGAGGCAGGCAGCUAUCGGUGUCAGGCAACCAACAGUCUGGGCUCAAUCAUCAGUGACAGUUGCAGAGUGAAUGUAGCAUAUUUGGACCCACUCACUUCAGUGCAAGAUGAGACAGUAAAUGUCCAAAGAGGACAUGGGUUUAAAAUUCAUCUCCCCUCUUUUAAAUCUUAUCCAUUUCCACCCACUGUGGAAUGGCAUCGGAACUCCAACAUCAUGGCGGAUGAAGGCCCCAAUCAUCAAGUGACCCUCUCCGAAGACCUGGUGCUCCUGGACACUGAGACUGGUGAUGAUGGGCAUGUGUACCAAGCAGAGAUUUUGAAUGGGCUGAAUGGAGAGACAAGCACCACGCAAUCUUACACAAUAAAAGUGUCAGAUUUAGGAGGUUCUUCAAACAUUGGACCAGAAAUGAUAGUCAGUCCCAAAGACACAACAGCAAACCAGGGGGACUACACAGUGGACUUUGAAUGCAUUGUCAAUGCUAGACCUAUAAGUUAUUUAAGCACAAAGUGGUACAGAGUUGAAGAUGGAACGGAGACAGAGCUUGUUCAGAACUCCAAGUACCUGUUAUCUGGGGGAUACCACAGAAUCCUUACCAUUAAAAGUCCAGAAACCAGUGAUACAGGAUUGUACCGCUGCAAGGCAUCUUACAGUGGCCAGACCUAUCCACCAGUCAUCUUGGAUGCCAAUCUUACUGUAUAUGAGAGUCCGGUGAUCAUAUCUCAGAUCGAGACCCAGUAUGUACGAGACUUUAGUCAGAACAUCACCAUUCACUGUCAGGGCCAGGGCACUCCUGCCCCCACCAUGUUGUGGUACUUCAACUCCCAGCUUGUGCAGUCCACGGAGAAAAUUACAGUGUAUCCUAAUGGAACCUUGUCCAUCACAUUCCUGGAUAUGACAGACUCUGGGGUCUAUAUGUGCUUUGCCAGGAAUGAGGCAGGAGAAACAAAGAAGGCCACAUGGAUUAAAGUCAACAGUUCUCCCCCAGAAAUAAUAAACAAGCCUGACAACUUGACAAUCACGGAGGGAAGUAAUGCCAGACUUCCUUGUGAAGCUACAGGGGCCCCCAAGCCGACUGUGUCAUGGAGAAAAAUGACAAGCAAUGGCCCUGUUGAUGUUGUGAGUGAGGGGAGGAUCCAGAUUCUAGACAAUGGACAGCUGUUGAUUACCACCACUGUGUCCACAGACUCUGGACACUACAUGUGUAAUGCAUCCAACAGCAGAGGCAGCCAAACCGCAGAAGCCUUCCUGGAAGUUUAUGUGAGAACAAUCAUAACGCAACCUCCCUCCAAUACCUCUGUCAUCAAGGGCUCCUCUGCUGCCCUUCAGUGUGGGGUAUCUAAGGACCCUAAUGUGGAGGUUAGUUGGCACUGGUUCCUGACCCAGUCUGAUCCCCCGUCAACUAUGGAGGUCACCAACUCUGCCCGCCACACGGUCAGCUCCAUUGACGGCACCCUGACCAUCACCGGGGUGUAUAACGUAGACAUUGGGUGGUACCGCUGUCAAGUCAUCUCCAAGGGAGGCAACGAUAGCAGAUCAGCCUUCUUUCAAGUCACAGAGCUGCCCCAUAAACCGGUGGUGACCAGUGUGCUACAUAACCCGUCAGAUUUACGUAGCAUCAAUGUGUCAUGGAGUCCAGGCUUUGACGGCAACAGUCCCAUUCAAAGACUUAUUCUACAGUAUAGGAAAGUGGAUUAUAUACCUGAUAAAGGGAUUGUGGAUAGGGACCCAUGGAAUGUAUUCAAUAGCAAUGUUCCCCCAAGUGCAAGGUCAAUGAUUGUUAAUGGUCUACGGCCCGCCAGGUAUUUCCAGGUCAUCAUCAGUGCUGUAAACUCAGUUGGGGAGGGGUCUCCCAGUGAUCCAAAACCAGUGCCACCAAUCAGAAUGCCAGAGCAAGCACCAUCAAGUCCUCCAAAAGGAUUUUACGGCACUCCCAGAUCCAACUCCUCUAUCAUGUUGUUGUGGCAGGCACCCUCGGAAGACACAUGGAAUGGAGACCUGAGGGGAUACAUGAUCCGAUACAAGCUUACAAACUACCCAGACAGCACCUACCAGAGUGUCAAUACCACGAAUCCACUGGUCACCACCUACGAACUGACCAACCUUAUCAUCUUUCAGUCUUACGAAUUCCAAAUAGCUGCGUAUAAUAAUGAAGGAGUGGGCGUUUUUUCUAACACCAUCGAGGAAAGGACAAUGGAGGGUCAGCCCACCAGACCGCCAAAAAACGUUCAGGUUGCUCCUCAAAACUCCACUGUCAUAAGAGUCUCGUGGCAGCCUGUAGAUGCUGCGUACAUUAAUGGGGUGGCUCUAGGUUAUAAAGUGAAGGCUAGGAGGCAGGGGCAGUCAUCAUAUGAGAGGGAACUGUCUGUUCCACCAGAUCCAAACAAUCCAAUCGGGGAGCAGUCAGUAAACAUGUAUGACAUGAAGAAGUAUACUUCCUACUCUGUGGAGGUUCUGUGUUACACAGGGGCCGGAGAUGGACCAUCUAGCUUACCAGUGUCUGUUAGGACUGAUGAAGAUGUUCCUGGAAAAGUGUCUUCUCUGCACUUUGAGGAUAUCAUGGACACAUCUCUUAAAGUUGUUUGGAGUCGCCCUACAGAAGUCAAUGGUAUUCUCCAAGGGUACACCCUUCAAUGGGAGCAGAAAAAUAAGACUCCCACGAAACAGGAGGUUAACUUGAAUAAUGGGGCCACCUCUUACACCAUCAGGAACCUGAUGCCAACCACUAACUACACCAUUUACCUGUUUGCUAAAACUGCAAAGGGGCCUGGUGCAGUCAGUUCAGCAGAUAUUGAGUCUGGAGUCCCACCAGAACUUCCCAAACCUCCAGAACAGCUUGGAGUGAGUGAUGUUCAAGCCAGAUCAGUGGUUAUCCAGUUUUUCCCCGGCUUCGACGGCAAAACCUCAAUAACAAACUGGGUUGUUGAGGCUCAAGAGGGAGGUUCUGAGAAUUGGCAAGAAAUCUACAGAGUUUCAGCUCCAGAUGCAACCUCCAUUACUGUGUAUAACCUCACCCCAUUUACUCAGUAUAAGAUGAGGAUUAUAGCUGUUAAUAUUGUGGGUCCUAGCAUGCCAAGUGAACCCACUCGACAGUUUCAAACAAGCCAGGAUUCCCCUAAUUUUCCCCCUGGAGAAGUUACCCUGAGAGCAGUCAAUUCCACAGCACUGAGGAUUAGUUGGGCUCCUCUCUCCUCACAAGACUGGAAUGGGCAACCUAAAGGCUACAGGAUUAUGUACCGUCAUGAGAACAGUUCUGUGUGGAAGAGUGUCAACCUGACACUUGAUAGAGAUUUCUUCAUUCUCAGUGGUCUACAGGAAUGGAUGGUGUAUGAGGUUAAAAUGCAGUCCUACAAUGAUGUGGGAAACAGUGCCUUUAGUCCAGAGCAGCAAGAAAGGACUAGAGAUGCCAGACCAAGCGCUGGACCAGAGUCUGUAGAUUGUAGGACAAAUUCCUCCACCAGUAUUAGAUGUACAUGGGGUGAUGUCCCCUAUCUGGAUCAAAAUGGAAUCAUUCUAGGAUACAAGGUGCAUUAUCAGGACCAGUCGUCCUCAGGCUUAGAGCCAGCAGUUUUAACCUUGGUAGGAAAUGAGACAAAGUCUGUCCUUAUCGGUGAUCUGAGAAAGUAUGUCAGCUAUGAAAUCCAAGUGCUUGCUUACACCAGAAUGGGGGACGGAGAGCUGAGUGAGCCUCCGGUUCAACAGAAAACACUGGAUGAUAUCCCUGGGCCACCAGUAAGACUUUGGUUUCCAGAUGUGACCUCUAACACAGUGAAAAUCAUGUGGUCUCCGCCACUGGAACCCAAUGGAAUCAUCACUGGGUACAUGGUAUCCUACAGGAGGGACGAUACCUCGUUCGUGUACAACAGCUCUGUCAUUGUGGCUUCACAGCUAGAGUACCAUUUCAGCUCUUUAGAGAACAACAAGUAUUAUUCCUUUAGCGUGAGGGCCAAGACUCGUCGAGGGUGGGGAAUUGGUGCCAAGGCCAAAGUCUACACAACUGUCAAUAGACGAGUACCUGACAGUCCUACAAAGCCAACAAUAAUGUCAGACCGCAGGGCGCGGUCCCUAACCAUCAGUUGGUUGUCAGGUUUUGAUGGCUACGGCCCUCUGAGAAACUACACCAUUCAGUACAGGAAAAAAGGAGCAGCUUGGACCUACGUCCCAGACUCACCUCUGGCUAAUGUCUCCACAUUCAAUGUUACCAACCUUCAUCCCAAUACCGUGUACACAUUUCGAGUGGCUGCCAACAAUGAUGUUGGAUCCAGUAACUUUAGUGCUGCCUCUGAUGAAGCCACAACACUCCAAGAUAAACCAGAGGGUGCUCCACAGAAUGUAGUAGUUGUCCCCCUAACCCGAGACUCUCUCAAUGUGUCAUGGCAGCAUCCUCCUCCCUCCACUUGGAAUGGAAACAUCUUGGGUUAUAUAAUACAAUAUCGUCAACAAAGCAUGUCAAGUUUCCAGGACAAAACUGUUACCUAUACAACUACUUCAACAGUGCUGGACAAUCUGGUCAAAUUCACCACAUAUGAUAUCCGUAUCAUGGCCUUUAACUCUAUAGGAGACGGGCCACACAGUACGCCCCACUCUAUAUAUGUCGGUGAUGCAGCACCCUCAGCUCCCCCUGUUGGGGUACGUGUGACACCCAAGAAUGCCACAGCAUUAACUGUCAAAUGGUAUCAACCCCCUGUUGACACUCAGAAUGGAAAGUUGUCAGGAUACAAGGUAAUCUACUGGAAGACAGGCUUGGGGUCAAAGCCUAGCACCCCCACUGUGGUACCCGAGACAGAGAUGGUCAUCUAUAACCUGGAGAACUACUCCAACUACACGGUUCGAGUACUGGCCUACAACACGGCCGGGGACGGACCCUACAGUCAGCAGGUGUUUGGACGCACAGAGCAGUGGAAACCUGGCAAGCCACGCUCUCUUGAUUUCUUCAACAUCACAAUGACUUCUUUGAAUGUCACAUGGGAACCACCCUCAAAUCCAAAUGGAAUUAUCAAGUUCUAUGGACUCACCUACAGAUCACAUGCUGAUAACCGUGUGGUAACUCUGUCUGACUUGAGUGGUAAUCAGACCUACUACUGGGUCGACAAACUGGAGGAGAAUGUCACCUAUACUUUCACUGUGGUCGCCAAAACUAUAGUGGGGCCAGGGCCAGAAAGGGAGAAUAGCAUUAAAACUGGACCCCAGACAGAGUCUCCUGAACCUCCCCGGAAACCAUCUGUCCAGAUCUCCAAGGGACAGGUGCACCUGGCAUGGGAGAACCGGAGCCCAGGGACCUCGCCUAUCAUUGGCUAUUACAUUCAAGCAAGAAGUAUGGCUGAGAGUCCCUGGAAGACAAUCCAGUACAAGCACUCCUCUGAGCCGCGCACCAGUCUGUCCUGGCCCAGCGACUGUGCGUUCUCUGGACGCUGUCAGUUCAGUGUGGUGGCCUUCAAUUACAAGAGCAUCAGCUAUCCCAGUCCUCCCUCGGAAUUCAUUAGUUCAGCUCAAGUGUCUGGUCUGGAGGAGGAGAGACCGUUCCAUUACGAGUGGUGGUUCCCGGUGAUCGUGGCUCUCGGUGCGGUGGUUGUCAUACUGGUCAUCAUCUCACUGCUCUGUCUGGCCGCCAGGAACAAGAAAGAUCCCAAGAAAUCUUCAUCUCAGUCGAUGUCAACAGUGUUGGAGCCAUUUGAGCCCGAGGAAGGAGGAUUUGCUACCACAGAAAUCCGACAGUCUAGACGGAGUUUAGCACGAAUUGGGAAUGGUACAUUAAGAAGCCAGCACAGCAGGGGUCCACCACGUCCUAGUCCGGCUAGCGUCACAUACUCAGAGGAUUUGGAGGGAGCAAAAGGACCACUUCCUGAUUCUGAUGAUGAUGGAAGUAGCAGUACCACAGAGAAACCAUCAAACCUGGGAGAUUCUACAGAGCCCAGUGAUGAUGAAAGUGAUAUCACAGAGAAGCAUUCCUCCUUCCAUCCCCCAUCCUCCCCUCCUCCUCCCCCGUUCAGGAACAGAAACCCCACCAACCAUCCUUAUGCCAACGACCAAGUCAGUCGGUCGUGGCAGAACUCGCAACCGAAUCACAUGAACUUUAAUGCCUACACUUACACGGACAGUGAGGCAGAAAGCAGUCAUUAUGCAAUGAGUCUGAAUGGAGGUCAGGUGAUCUUGAACAAUGCGGCGGGCUCCAGGGCCCCUCUUCCUGGCUUUUCCUCCUUUGUCUGACCGCCCACGUAAUGUGUAGGAAUACCCACAUUUCUUUCAGGCUAAUUUCCGUAUGGAGAUCUAAUUUGGGAUUAUUAUGAACCUGUGAUAAUCAUGUCUCACAUACAUUAUCCACAUUUAUUCCAUUAAGAAGAGACUUGGUGAUUACUUCCCAGUGGCCAAAGUUUCCAAAUAGAGAAAUCUAGUGCUAUGUGUGACUCUAUGCUCACGGUCUCAGAUCUUGCUCGCAAAGCUGACUGCUCUCGUAAAUUUACAAGGUGCAAUAAUUAAGGUAGUCAUGUGUGCAGAUGUUUUCUUAAAAAACUCUUGUGUCUUAGUUGAGAAUUAUAAAUAUCAGUCAUGUUUUGCUAAAUAUAUUUAUGUACAAAUGAAAUAUGAAUGAUGUAACAGUAUUUAAUUUUGUAAAUAUGUAAAAUAUAUGUAUGGUUUUACAUAAAUUGUUUAUGCAGUCCCAUCGAAAAAAAAUAUCAACAUGAUGAGAUUUGUUUGAAUCAAAUGAACAUAUAUGAGACACCAUAUGGAAUGACUGAUGAUGGUUUAUUUUUUAUUUUUUUUUAAAUGUUCUUAUUGAUAAUUAUAUUCUUUAUGUUUUAACUCUCUUAUAUCACAUAUGGCAUUCUUUUAUUUAAGUGCAUUGUAGAUAAUACAUUUGCAUAUCCAUUCCAAGUGGAAUCAAAAUUUAACAAGCAGCAUAUCAUUUCUUCUAUCUAAUGGUGCAUUUCAUCUUUUCAUUCCAUUGCUAAGUGUGAGGGUUGUGUUCAAUGAUUAAUUAAAGAUAAUCAUGAUGAUAACAAUGUGUUCAGCAUGGUGAAGCAAACCAUGUUCACACUAUUUUACCAUGAACAAAAUUUUAAACAUUUAUUGAGGAUUAAACAAGUUUAAUCUUGCUUUAUCAUAAAUGCAAGACUUUUAAGACCAAUGUUUGUUGGACAAAGUGAAUCUUGUGUGAUAAUGAAUCCUUUUGUCUUUUACUGUCAUGUGUCUCUGGCUAGGUAAAUAAUUAUGACUAUGCAAUAGUUAAUUUUUAUUGGUGAAUGUAUUAUGCUGACUGAAUGAUUUGGGAAAUGAAUUCCAAUUAAAAGAUUGUGUGGAUUAAAAAGUCACAAAUAUGAAAUGAAAAGUCAUUUUAAUUCUAUGUUGAUGAGUAAAUGAGAGGAAUGAGUUGAUCAGUUGUAGAUUUACCGCAAACAUUCAUCUUAUUUUACCCUCCAUUUUUGUGCUGUUGACUGUCUCGUGGCUUACCACACAGUAAACUCUGAAUUCUUAUGAAAGUUACUUUGAUUUUAAUUAAGUUCAACAAACUUGUAUAGUAUCAAAGCAUAUCCACUAGAUUAGAAUGACAUUGUAUGAUGAAGUUGUAUCAUUAGAUAGGUUUAUUUUUACAUUUUGUGUUAUUUUUUAUAGAAGCCAGUCAGAUGACCUUUAGACUUUGUUAACUGUUAGAGCUUUAUAUAAUGUCUAAGAUAGUUUUAUGAGAACUUUUAUUAAUAGAUUAUGAUAGAUUAUCUUGAAUGCAUUUAUGUGUACUGAUCAUGUUUUGAGUUGUGAAAAGCAAGAAUGUGUUUGAAUGUCUUGAGUUUUGAGAGAUUUUUUUUUCAUAUUUAAGUUAUCAAUUAAUGUUAACUAUUGAUUUACAGAUGUUCCAAUUUCUGAAAAAAGACAUUAAAAUGUGCAAAAGUCA